CUCUCUCUCUCUCUCUUCGCUGGGGGCGAGGAAGAAGGGGAAGAAGCGAUGCUAAGAAGAGCUCCGCACUUCCCACCAAUGGCGUCCACCGCGCUCCGCCUCUCUCUGGUCCCCGCCCUCAGCUUCUCUUCUUCCCCUCCUCCUCCUCCUCCUUCACAGUCUCGCUGCAUCUCCACUCCUCCUCCGCAUCAUCUCCUCCCUCCUCCUCUCGGCGGCCGGAAGCUGCGGCCGGUCCGGCCGGCGUCGCCCCAUCCCCGCCUCCGACUCGCAGGUAUUUCGGCUUCAUUUAGUUCUCAGUCAAGUUCUGGCAAUGGGAGGGAAUUACUAGUGCAGCACUUGCUUAUCAAGGAAAACGACCUCAAUCUCCUGCUUGAGCUUCAGCAAAGGAUUUCAGCAGGAGAGGAUCUGAGUGACCUUGCAGUUGAACACUCAAUUUGUCCAUCAAAAGAACAGGGUGGAAUGCUAGGGUGGGUGACAAUGGGGCAGAUGGUGCCAGAAUUUGAGGAGGCAGCUUUUAGUGCGCCUAUGAACAAAGUUGUAAAAUGCAAGACUAAAUUUGGAUGGCAUUUAUUGCAAGUUCUUUCAGAGAGGGAAGGGUCAGUUCUUCAAGACAUACAGCCUGAUGAGCUUCAUGCCAAAAUGCAAGACCCCAAUUUCCUUGAAGAAGCUCAACUCGUUGAUGUUAGAGAGCCUGAGGAAGUGGCCAAGGCUUCUUUGCCUGGUUUUCAAGUUCUUCCACUUCGUCAGUUUGGCAGUUGGGGACCAGAAAUUACUACAAAGUUAGAUACUGAGAAGGAUACUUAUGUGAUGUGUCACCAUGGAAUGCGAUCGUUACAAGUUGCCAAGUGGUUGCAGGCACAGGGUUUUAAGAGAGUAUUCAACUUGUCUGGGGGAAUUCAUGAAUAUGCUGUCAAGGCUGAUCCGUCAAUCCCAACUUACUGAAAUUGCCGUCAGUGGAAUUUUGUAGCGCCUAGACCGGGUUUUCUGAGGUUUCUCCAUCUUCCUUUUCAGCUGUGGUACCGUUCUCUUGUCUGAGAUUUGGCCAUCACAAUGUUCUGCUAGUUUGUUCGGGCAAAAACUUUGGUAUCUUCAGCCGCAGCAAUAUACCCUCUUUUGGCCUUCCGUGUAGAAUCUCUUAUAUGCCAAGGCGGCUCGAAAAGCUAUACGGUUUUUACUAUACGAAUUUGAUGUAAGAUUUUCCUCUUUUUGUUUGGACUGGUGUAUAUUGAGGCUCUUCUCAGGUAUUUUAUUCGAAUGAGACA
Eucalyptus grandis is the source of this 1262-nucleotide messenger RNA. RefSeq names its product rhodanese-like/PpiC domain-containing protein 12, chloroplastic. Lineage: Eukaryota; Viridiplantae; Streptophyta; Magnoliopsida; Myrtales; Myrtaceae. The record is from RefSeq and is a predicted model, not a curated record. The transcript has 8 exons. Gene Ontology annotation, molecular function: peptidyl-prolyl cis-trans isomerase activity. Bases 49 to 942 code for a protein of 297 amino acids.